Zygotorulaspora mrakii is the source of this 1041-nucleotide messenger RNA. RefSeq names its product metalloendopeptidase (gene OMA1). Lineage: Eukaryota; Fungi; Ascomycota; Saccharomycetes; Saccharomycetales; Saccharomycetaceae. Gene Ontology annotation, cellular component: mitochondrial inner membrane. Gene Ontology annotation, biological process: protein quality control for misfolded or incompletely synthesized proteins; mitochondrial protein processing. The transcript has a single exon. Gene Ontology annotation, molecular function: metalloendopeptidase activity. The record is from RefSeq and is a predicted model, not a curated record. Bases 1 to 1041 code for a protein of 346 amino acids.
AUGAUCAGAAUCUCGUUGAAAAGGAACUUUCUUGGUCGCAACGUUUUUAAGUCGAACCCCGUGUUGCUAGCAAGGCUUUAUUCCGGAACUAGAUAUAGGAGGUUCAAUGGUAAUCAAGACAAAACCUUUAAAGAUUACCUUUACGAUGCAUCUUCAAGAAAAUAUUUAGCUAUUUUACUUGGUGGAGGAUCUUUGUUUUACAUAUCUAACUUGGAUGAAGCGCCAGUUAGUGGCAGAACAAGGUUUAUCUGGCUCCCUCGUCCAAUUGAGACGCUUGUUGGAGAUUAUUCUUAUAAAUCAAUUCUGGGACAGACAGGCAACUCUAUAUUACCGGAAAGUCACUCAGUUACCCAAAGAGUGGCGAGAGUUUUCGAAAGAAUUGUCGAUGCUGCCUACAAAGAUCCAUCUGUUGAUAAAACUAUGCUCGAAGGAGUAAACUGGAAAAUACAUGUUGUCAACGACCCAAGUGCGCCACCCAAUGCUUUCGUAUUACCAGGUGGUAAAGUGUUCGUGUUUGUUAGUAUGUUGGGAAUAUGCCAAAAUGAUGAUGGUUUGGCCACCGUAUUGUCGCAUGAGUUCGCACAUCAGUUGGCGAGACAUACAAGUGAAAACUUAUCAAAAGCGCCUUUUUGCGUUAUGCUAAGCGCCUUCAUGUAUACACUGACGGGAGCCAACGCAUUCAACGGUCUACUUUUAGACGGGUUCCUCAGAAUGCCAGCAUCUAGACAAAUGGAAACCGAGGCCGACUAUAUUGGACUCAUGAUCAUGUCCAGGGCCUGCUUCAAUCCUGACGAAUCGGUGAGACUCUGGAGAAGGAUGGAGGAAUUUGAGAAACAACAGGCAAGAGGUGCCAGUAAUUUCGAAUUCCUGAGCACACACCCAGCAAGUGAAAGACGAAUUGAAAACAUGACAAAAUGGUUAGGGAAGGCCCGCGAAAUCUAUGAGCAAUCCGAUUGCAGUAUGUACAACAGUUACUACCAGGGAUUAAAAAAUUCCGUUUUCGGAUUUGCUGAUCCACAAUUUACUCUAAGUCGCAUAUAA